This is a messenger RNA of Chinchilla lanigera (long-tailed chinchilla), 2370 nucleotides long. RefSeq names its product Smad nuclear interacting protein 1 (gene Snip1). NCBI's taxonomy places the organism in Eukaryota, Metazoa, Chordata, Mammalia, Rodentia, Chinchillidae. Gene Ontology annotation, biological process: miRNA processing. Gene Ontology annotation, molecular function: mRNA binding; protein binding. The record is from RefSeq and is a predicted model, not a curated record. The coding region runs from base 87 to 1268 and encodes 393 amino acids. The transcript is spliced from 4 exons. Gene Ontology annotation, cellular component: nucleus.
GGAAGUCCAGGGCUCUAGUUCGUCAUUUCCUUCAGCGAGCCGUGCUGAACGGUUCAUUUUUUCCUUGGGUCCGCCGAGCUUGCAGCAUGAAAGAGGUAAAGAGCGAACGCGAGCGAGAGAGCCGGCGAAGGCACCGUGACGGGGACAUGGGGUUGCCAGCGGCAGCCGUAGUGGUUAAGCAGGAACGCCUCAGCCCAGAUCCCGCUCCUGCGGUCCACCGUCGACCAGACAUUUCCGGCGGUAGCCCUUCGCCGCCGGCCGGAGAGCCCGGCCGCCCUGGCCACCGCAGCAGAGCCCGAGGAGGUAGCCGGUCCCCGGCCAAAAAGAAAAGCAAAAAAAGAAGCAAAUCUCCUCGGAGUAAGAGAAGCCGAAGUCCUCAUCACUCAACAGUCAAAGUGAAAGAGGAACGUGAGGAUCACCCCCGGAGAGGACGGGAGGAUCGGCAGCACCGUGAACCAUCUAAUCAGGAACACAAAAGGGCUAGGAACAGUGACCGAGGCAGACACCGGGGUCAUUCCCGCCAAAGGAGAAGCUCUGGUGAGAGGCCUGGGAGUGGGCCGCCUCAGGGACGGGAGCGAGACAGCCAGAACCUACAGGCUCAGGAAGAAGAGCGAGAGUUCUACAACGCCAGACGACGGGAGCACCGCCAGAAGAGGGAGGGCAGCGGAAAUGGUAGUGGUGCUCAGGAGUUGGUACCUCGGCCUGGGGGCAACAGUAAAGACAAAGAGGUGCCUGUGAAGGAAAAACCAAGCUUUGAACUCUCUGGGGCUCUUCUUGAGGAUACUAACACCUUUCGGGGUGUAGUCAUUAAAUACAGCGAGCCCCCAGAAGCACGUAUCCCCAAAAAACGGUGGCGUCUCUACCCCUUUAAAAAUGAUGAAGUACUCCCUGUCAUGUACAUCCAUCGACAAAGUGCUUACCUUUUGGGUCGGCACCGCCGGAUCGCCGACAUUCCUAUCGAUCAUCCGUCGUGUUCAAAGCAGCAUGCAGUCUUUCAGUAUCGGCUUGUGGAAUACACUCGCGCUGAUGGUACUGUUGGCCGGAGGGUGAAGCCCUACAUCAUUGACUUGGGCUCAGGCAAUGGAACUUUCUUAAACAAUAAGCGAAUUGAGCCACAGAGAUACUAUGAACUAAAAGAAAAGGAUGUACUUAAAUUUGGAUUCAGCAGCAGAGAGUAUGUCCUACUACAUGAGUCAUCAGAUACCUCUGAACUAGACAGGAAGGAAGAUGAGGACGACUACGAGGAGGAAGUAGUUUCUGACAGCUAGCAGACUAAGAACCCGAACUACUUUCUUUCUUGGAACACCUUGGGAUUGACUCAGAGAGCACUGUGCUGCGCCUCUUACUGCCUUAAGUCUUCUUUUGCCAGACAGCUUACAUUAUAGUUGAAGAACACUGACUUACGUUUCGUUGAACUUUCUCUGUGGCACAUCGGCCACAUGCCUGUGGGUAUUUGUUUUCAGAUCUGCUCCUGAGGAAACUAAACCCUUGCUUAAAAGGGAAUUGUGGCUUGUUUUCUUUGUACAGUUACUUUAUUUAUAUAGUUACUAAGUUUUGUGGACCAAGAGGUUUUGUUUUUGCGGGGCAAACCCCUGAGUAGAGAAUCUUACUAAGCUUUGGUGGUCACCAGAACAGCCUCCAGCACAUACCAAAGCUUCAACCUGGUGAAGCUCUUGAGUCAUACAAGUUGAUUUUGCACUUAGUUUUUGGUUUUCGCUUUGAGUUUCUUGGGGGUGGCUACCGUAUGACCUCAUUAUUGACUGUUAAAUGGAUGCUUUGUGGCACCUGCCGAAGCACAUGACUAUAUAGGAAGAUCAUGGCUAAUAACAGCGCAUGCUGACUUAAUAUCAUGAGAGGCAGAAAUGCAUUGUGGAUCUGCUUCCUAUGAGAAAAUUUCUGAUUUCUCCGUGGAACAUGUACAUAACAAUUUUCAUCAUCUUGUCUUCAGUUUUACAUUUUUAUUCAAACUUUUUUUUUUCUUUCAGAACUACGCUGUCACUUACCUGACAGGGUCCUUGCUUUAUUCUAACAGCAUGUAUAUAUGUCUAAAGAAGGUUAUGUAGUUUACAUGUUUCAUCUUUAAAAAAUUGUUCAGAGAGGUAUUUACCUCCAGAAGCUGGAAAGCAAGGGGACUGCCCAGUUUCCUAGUUUUCACUAUAGGACAGUAAGUAGAAAAGUAUUAACUACUUACAUAAAAUACUAUGUAUAUAUACACGUAUAUAUAAACUGUGUUAAAAGAGCUGCAUACUGAUUUUCAUAUAAUGUUUUGUGAAAAAAAUGUAAUACCACAUGGCCUCCCUGCAUUUGAAGAGCAGGUUUUCAUUUAUAUGUAUUUUUGAGAUAAAAAUAAAAUUUGUAAAUAUAGACCCA